This is a messenger RNA of Suillus fuscotomentosus, 1627 nucleotides long. RefSeq lists its product as uncharacterized. The transcript has a single exon. The coding region runs from base 181 to 1542 and encodes 453 amino acids. Lineage: Eukaryota; Fungi; Basidiomycota; Agaricomycetes; Boletales; Suillaceae. The record is from RefSeq and is a predicted model, not a curated record.
GAUAUUAUAAGUAGUUGUAGAUUGCUAUGCAUUCUACUUACACGAUGUCGAUGAGGGGUCAUCCGAACUAGUAAGUCUCGACCCUGAAAUGAAAAUUCCCACCAGGUCCCCACGUUCGGUUACCUUGAGGAAAUGAGCCUAUUGUUGAGUUGCUUUACAACUAAUGGUUAGAUUUACUAGAUGCCUAUCCUCAAUGUGUCCAUCAGCCAGUCGAGCUUCAAUCUCGACACGUCGGGCGUCGCUGGAUUCUUCGGUGGGGAUGAAGCCAUCUCAGCGAUGGCAACUGUCCAUCUCUACCGCGGGAGGCGCUGGCUAGGCUGGUAUAAUUCACCAGGAAGUUACAUUGUUGCCAAAAAGUUCGGGCAACUUGCUAAUUCGCGAUUUUGGGAUGGGCUUUUCCCUGGUCCAAAUUUAACACCAGCUGAAGUAUUUGGGCUGGAUGGAAAGACCGGCCCCCGUUAUUGGGGCGUUUUGUCAGGCACGGAUAUGGCCUGUGGUCACCUGGCAUACCUCGUGGUGCAGAAGACGGAAGAAGUCGAGGAAGUGGUAGAAUUGGGAGGACGGGAGACUAUACCUCAAACAGUCACCAUCCUCGAUGUCGGAGAUGUGAUACUCGAGCACACGGACCAGGCGCCAAUGAUGAGCGUCCACCAUGCUCUCUUGGCCGCUAUCCCCAUUACCAUCAAUCUCGCAACGUGCGUGCUUUGCGCGGCUUCGGGAGAUUGGCUAGCUUUUGCCCUCAUCCUGCUGGGAGUCAUUUCAGGCGGGACAUCUUGCUUUGUCAUCGGCUCUGCUCAACUCGACUUUCUUGCUGGCGUGAAAGAACCCUCUCCAGGCACGCCGCCUGCAGACGGGAUACUCCUGAUGCGAAACAAUGUAGUCAUUGUCCGAGGCGCAGAGAAAGACAUUAAUCCAAUAACGAAAGGCAAAUUCGUCCUAAGGAUGCAUGGCGGCCCAGAGUACAGACGGAUUGGACUCUGCUCGCUUCUCCUCCUUGCGCAGUUCCUUCUCCAGCUCCUUUUCAUGCCUCAGGCAUCGACAUUCGGGCAGAUCAUGUUCAUUUCAUCGGUUGCGGCCUCAUGGGCAUAUAAUUCAUUUUUGUCGUCGUUAGAGCAGGAGAAGAUACAAGUCGAUCUCCUAUGGAAAGCACUUGGUAAUCCACGACUAUUGAAAUUUGGCCUCAAAAGCAGAGCUGCUCAGGCAGUUUUUGCAUGCUUGGUCCUCAGUCAUGGCAUCCAAAGGCCAUCUGUCGACUUCAAACCAAAGAAAGUCUUGCAUCGGUUCAUCUCGAACGACACGAGGGUAUGGGAUGUAUGGAGAGACAAAGUGGCGGAGCAGUUGGAAAAUAACAAAGCAGAAAAGUCGUUCAAGCUUAGCUCAGACGAUCUACGAGGGUUCGGAGAUCAUGAAAGGGCCCUCCUGGCGUCAUUGCUUCGAGACGCAGAGGACACGUAUGGAGGUUACCAGGAGCAAGUACAUAAGAUCAAAGACAAUAGCCACAUUUCUGAGAAACAAGUAACUCGACCGGACUCCGUUGUUUAGAGUUGUAACGUACGUACCACCUGUUCAGAAGUUAUACAACCCUAGAUGACAUUAACAUAAUACACGGUGAACUCGGUGCGCCCAG